This is a messenger RNA of Punica granatum (pomegranate), 1404 nucleotides long. The record is from RefSeq and is a predicted model, not a curated record. Lineage: Eukaryota; Viridiplantae; Streptophyta; Magnoliopsida; Myrtales; Lythraceae.
ACCAAAGUGCCAACCUGGCAUAACGCGACCAGCGACACCUUUCUCUCUUUUUCCUCCUUCCUUUUUUUCUGUCUUUGUGAGAAUUCAGAAUCCAAAGGGAGAAGGAAAGAGCAGCUCGCGAUCCGACGCGAUCGAUCCUACCUCUGACUGUACUGUAACUCGUGGAUUGAUGAAUCAGAGGUGACCCAGUUGAUAGUCAAUCAAAGGGGUCGAAGAGGUUAUAGGAAAUGGCUUGUAGAGGGUGCUUAGAAUGCCUCUUGAAGCUCUUGAAUUUCUUGUUGACACUUGCGGGACUGGCAAUGGUGGGGUAUGGGAUCUACUUGUUUGUUGAAUACAAGAAUUCGUCCAGCAGCACUCCGUCGACCUCACCUGUGGCUGGGGAUCCGAAUUUGGUGGAGCUCGGCCGACCAUUGCUAAUGGCGGUCUCCCUGUCAUCCAGUAUAUUCGAUAACUUACCUAAAGCUUGGUUCAUAUACUUGUUCAUUGGUGUUGGGGUGGUUCUCUUUGUUAUAUCUUGCUGCGGAUGCAUCGGAACUGUGACCCGGAAUGGAUGCUGCCUGACUUGUUACGCAAUCUUGGUGAUCCUGUUGAUAUUGGCCCAGCUUGGGAUCGCAGCUUUUAUUUACUUUAACAAGAGCUGGGAGGAUGAUAUUCCGACAGAUAAAACUGGAGACUUUGCUAUGGUAUAUGACUUCCUGAAGGAGCAUUGGGAUAUUGUCAAAUGGGUUGCCCUUGGAAUUGUUAUUUUGGAGGCUCUCGUCUUCUCGUUAGCCCUUAUGGUCAGGGCUGCAAAUCGGCCAAUAGAAUACGACAGCGAUGACGAGUACAUCGUCCCAAGACAACAGAUCAGACAGCCACUGAUUAACCGGCCUCCACCACCAGCUACAGGUGUACCAGUUGCUGGGGCCCUCGAUCAGCGCCCAAGCAGAAAUGAUGCUUGGAGCACUCGCAUGAGAGAAAAGUAUGGGCUAGAUACUUCAGAGUUCACAUACAACCCAUCUGAGUCGGGUAGGUUCCAGCAAGUUUCCGCACAGCCAGCAGAAGAAAGGAGCUGUUGCACCAUUAUGUAACCGUGCUAUGGAAUUCUUGGUUUGUUUCCGGAGGCUGAGUGUUCAGCAAUCGCGCGACCAUAUUUUGCAGGAGCUUGUGUCUCUCCAUUUUUAAUUUCUUUUUCCAAUAUUUUUUUUUAAAAGAAAAUUUUCAGGAUCAUACCUUGACCUUCUGGUGUUUGGCAUCGACUACAUUUUGGUGUGAAGGAUUGUACUGCUACUAGUCUUGUCGAGUUUAGCUGCAGAAGACGUACAUUUUCACAUCUGAAAUUUUUGCUCGCUUGAAGUUUUGCCCUCAGGUACAGAGUAAUAUUUUCAGGAUCCGUUCAUUUAUCGAUGCUGAUAAUUUCCUGAA